Messenger RNA from Chaetomium strumarium, 231 nucleotides. RefSeq lists its product as uncharacterized. The record is from RefSeq and is a predicted model, not a curated record. NCBI's taxonomy places the organism in Eukaryota, Fungi, Ascomycota, Sordariomycetes, Sordariales, Chaetomiaceae. The coding region runs from base 1 to 231 and encodes 76 amino acids. The transcript is spliced from 2 exons.
AUGAACAACAUCACCAACCCCGCGGGCGGCUCUGCUCUUGGCAACAACCCGGGCGCCAUGGGCGCUUCCAACGCCGGCCAGCACAACGACAUGGGCGACAAGGCCUUUGAUGCCGGCGCCAAGAAGUUCGGACACGUCAACCCCGACACCGCCGAGAAGAUCACCGACGGUGCCCGUGGUGCCUUCGAGAAGGCUACUGGCAAGAAAGUCAGCUCCAAGAUCUCCAACUAA